This is a messenger RNA of Cooperia oncophora, 408 nucleotides long. Lineage: Eukaryota; Metazoa; Nematoda; Chromadorea; Rhabditida; Trichostrongylidae. The record is from the annotation of a GenBank genome assembly.
AUGUUUGGACGAUUGUCCUGUCAUGCGCAUCAUAUACUCACGAAUGCCGGGCGAGUAGUGAUACCAUGGACUAUAGCGGCACUUCACGCGUUUGUGGCAAUGUACCUUCGCCGACCGAAUCGUCUAACGCGUUUUGAAGGAGUGCUGACAGCUAUGGCUUUUUCAUUCCUUACACUGCUCCUCGAACUGAUCCGCAAGGAUGAGAUUGAUAGCGAUCAGUAUAUCAUGCUGAUCCAUACCUAUCGGUGUUACGUGAAGCCAGACCUGUAUUCGGUGACGCAGUUGGCAAAAUUUGCCUUUGAAUUUGCAGUACCGCUUCUGAUGUCCAGCUACCUGCAACUGCUAAUAACGUCGAGGGCCAAGCUCAAGUCGAGCAAGUCUGUCUCGAGGAAUCUGGUGAGUGCAUGA